Dacryopinax primogenitus is the source of this 294-nucleotide messenger RNA. RefSeq lists its product as uncharacterized. NCBI's taxonomy places the organism in Eukaryota, Fungi, Basidiomycota, Dacrymycetes, Dacrymycetales, Dacrymycetaceae. The transcript is spliced from 2 exons. Bases 1 to 294 code for a protein of 97 amino acids. The record is from RefSeq and is a predicted model, not a curated record.
AUGACCCAGAUGCAAAUCAAUGCAACUUACCUGAAUACUACCAUGUACAUCUCCCUCAAGAGAGCAGUCAAAGGUGUCUAUUGGCAUUCCACUCACCCCUUCUCUCAAUGGUUGCUCCCAAUCCUUGCGUCUUCUGAGUUGUCUGCACUGGAGCCCAAAGUGGGAGUUCUCCUAUCCCAGCCGGACAACAUCACCAUCCAUGGGGUGCACCACCAGAUCAAUACUUUUGCUGACGAAGACACACAUGUUAAGGCAGCAAGCAUGGAGAAUAUGAGCAAUGGGCAGAAGAAGUAG